Messenger RNA from Arthroderma uncinatum, 945 nucleotides. Its product is annotated as 3-oxoacyl-acyl-carrier-protein reductase. Lineage: Eukaryota; Fungi; Ascomycota; Eurotiomycetes; Onygenales; Arthrodermataceae. The record is from RefSeq and is a predicted model, not a curated record. Bases 1 to 945 code for a protein of 314 amino acids. The transcript has 4 exons.
AUGUCGGCCGUUGCCAAAAAGCGACUGCAAGCUAUCAGUCAGCAGCUCGUGGAAGGAAUCCCGGAUGCUGGCGAGUUUGAGAACAUCCCUAGAAUUCGGGAGGUUGCUCAGGACUCGCUUGAGCCGAGAGUCAAGGGUAAAGUCGUCAUUAUAACUGGAACGAAUUCACCGAUCGGCAUCGGACGAGCAACUGCCCACCAGUAUGCCCGCAAUGGCGCCAAGGCAAUCUAUAUCUGCGACUUUGCAAACACACAUCUCGACGUACACAAACGGGAGAUAGAAUCCUUAUAUCCGGGCGUCGACGUUCAUAUAAGACAGUUCGACGCUGGAGACGAGGAGCAGGUGAAGAAGGUUGUUGACGACGUUAUGGAGAAGUAUGGCCGCCUGGAUAUCAUGUUUGCCAACGCGGGGAUCGUGGGAGCCCCAAAGUUAUUUACUGAGGUUACGGGAGAUGAAUUUAUGAAGACCAUGGAUACGAAUGCUAAGGGCCCCUUUCUAGCUACUAAAUACGCUUCCGUGGCCAUGAAGAAGACCUCCGCUUCCAAACCAUAUCCGGCCGGAAGUAUCAUACUGACAGCCUCCGUUGCCGGUUUGCGGUCCAACGCUGGCUCAACAGACUACUCCGCUAGUAAAGCGGCUGUCAUCUCGCUCGCACAAACAUGUUCCUUCCAGCUGAGUGGUUCCGGCAUUCGCGUCAACGCCAUAUGUCCUGGGGUGGUAGAGACGGGCAUGACGAAAGCGAUGUAUGACCAGGCGCGAAGCAGGGGGACAGAGAAGAAGAUUGGACAGUUGAAUCCGUUGAUGAGAGGGGCCGUGUCCGAUGAGAUAGCCCGUGUGGCGCUGUUCUUGGGUAGUGACGAGAGUAGCUAUGUCAACGGGCAGGCGUGGGCCGUCUGUGGAGGUUUGAGUGCGGGACAUCCGUUUGUGCCUGGGAAGUUAGCCUAG